AUGACAGAGGUUGCCAAGAUCUCCCUGGUAGACACGGACGCCUCUUUUUACGAAGACGAGGCCCUGAAGACGAAUCAUCGCUAUGUCACCCUGAGCCACUGCUGGGGCGGUGUGCGGCCUUACAUCCUCAGCCCGACGACCGAGGAUGAGCUGAGGGACGGCGUCGAGAUCGAUAAGCUGCCCAGGACGUUUCAGGACGCGAUCCGGUUCGCCUCGCAGCUGCACAAGGUCGGCUGGGUCUGGAUCGACUCGCUGUGCAUUAUCCAGGACGGGCCAGAGCACGAAAAGGACUGGCUAGACGAGUCGGCAUGCAUGCAGAGUGUCUACAAGAAUGCGUAUCUCAACAUCUCGGCGACAGCUGCCCCGAACAGCUUUGCCGGGCUUCAUCAUGAGAGAGAGCCCAAGAAGGCCCUUGUGACUACUCUACCACAGCCUGCAGGCAUUCGACGAUGUGUCUUGAUCGAGGCGUCCUACUGGGACAAGCUCGUCACCCGUGCGCCCGUCAACACACGCGCGUGGGUUCUGCAGGAACGGCUCAUGGCCCCGCGAGUCUUGCACUUUUGCAGCGACCAGAUCGCAUGGGAGUGCUCCACGUUUGCAGCAGCAGAGGGUCACCCCGAGAGCAUUCCCAAAUACGGGCUACGAAACGACAGGAUCCAGCCAGAGAUCCCCGUCAAGGGCCUGGACCCGAUGAAGCAUGGCAAGCAGUUGCGACAAACGUAUUCAGGGCUGGACCUCACCAACGACAGAGACAAGCUCAUCGCCCUGUCUGGAAUUGCCGAGCAAAUGCACAUGCUGCUCUACCACCGACGUCCUCUCGAGUACGUGGCCGGCCUGUGGGAUCACUACUUUGAGAGCCAGCUGCUGUGG
This is a messenger RNA of Cryphonectria parasitica EP155, 870 nucleotides long. RefSeq names its product HET-domain-containing protein. The record is from RefSeq and is a predicted model, not a curated record. Lineage: Eukaryota; Fungi; Ascomycota; Sordariomycetes; Diaporthales; Cryphonectriaceae. The transcript has 4 exons. The annotation marks the transcript as partial.